CACGUGGUGUAUCAGCUGGCCACCAUCGAUCUUUCAUGUUUGAACCUAGAGAAGUAUCCCGGGCAAAUACAUACUACUCUCCUAAUGCGAACAGUUUAAUACCUAUAAGCAAUUUAACGUUGGACCGAGAUUAUGCGACGUCCCACUAGCGAUGUGAGACAGAGGGAAAGCCGACGCUUAUCCUUAGACAACGCAGGAGCUCGCAGAAGAAACUCCAGUGUACCAUUUCAUAGUGCUCGUUUAGAAAGAAACCCAAAUUCGCUCGACAGUGACACUGACUUUUUGUGUGACCGAGCAGUGGAGUUUAUGGAGUCCGGGGAUAUUCACAGUAUCGUGGCUGUAGAGCUGGCAGAACAGAGCAUGUACUUUGAGCGUCUUUUACGGUAUCACAAAGGUAGGGGAUACAUACGGCUCCCGGAGUUUCUAAACUCAGGCUUUACAUCGGUCUUGGAAUUUAUUCGUAAGGGGACUACAGAGAUUACACCAGAGAAUGUAUAUCAUAUCUUCAUCGCUUCUGACUACUUGCUAGUACCAAAACUCAAGCAGGAGUGCGCCAAUCUCCUGAAGGAGAUUGCAAACGAACCAUCUACAGCGAUUACUCUCUGGCUGAGCUGUCGUUCCCUCUACUGGCCAGAGGUCGGAACAAUGGCGUUUGAGAAAAUUCUGGAAAACUUUGAAAACAUUUGGAUAUCACCUGAUUUCUUGCAGUUAGAGGCAGUCGAUGUGUGGCGGAUCUUGCAGGAAGAUGGACUGAACUGCAAGAGGGAACGAAGCGUAUUUGAUGCGAUUGCAUAUUGGAUCAAUACCUCCCAGAAAAAUCGCAUACAGUAUGCACUGGAUUUGAUGUUAUGCAUCCGAAUUGGAAUGCUGACCGCUGCUGACCUGGAAGCUUUGAAAACGAAUGAACUGGUUAAAAUGGUGCCGGACUAUACAGAACUGCUGGUUACAUGGCCAAGAUGUUUGGCGCAGAAAGAAAACCCCAUAAUUGCCGCAUGCGGAAGGCGAUUUGUGACACCCAGACUACCACACGAGGUGGUGAUGGUAUUUGGCGGUUGGUGUGAUGGUGAAGGCCCGCGAGCAGCAGCUCAGGUGUACAACCCACGAGCCAACACAUGGACUUUGUGGACUGAAGCCGGAGCUCAGGCUCAGGCUCCUGAGCUAGACUGGUUCGAAGUUGCGAAACAGCAGGCAACAACGGAAGCGCCGACAAUGCACGUCGCCUCAAACCAAUCAAGUCCGAGACAAUCUGCAGAAGAGCUGGUGUCCGCUUUGAGUACAUUUCGCAGUUCGUUGGUCCCCGACGGUCCAGAUACCAUCGUGAAGUCUGACUCAAGUUUGUUAGAGAGCGCCGGUAGCCUACUCGGUGAAAUUCCAAGACGCGUAUAUGCUGGCUGUGUGCUUAUUGGAACCAGAGUGUACUUGGUUGGAGGGUUUGACGGAACGAAUGCGUUGAAGUCCACUUUAUGCUACGAUUUCGAAAUAGAUUCUGGAUGGUACGAGAUUAGUUGUAUGUACGAAAAGCGUUAUUACGUCAGUGUGGCUUACGCCUCGAAUCACAUCUACGCUUUGGGAGGACAUAAUGGAGAGAAUCAGGGCCGUUUGGAUAGUGCCGAGCGGUAUAAACUAGAGGAAAAUUUAUGGCAAACGAUCGCCUCUAUGAAUCGGGUCAGGAGCGAUGCUGCUGCGGCUGAACUCGGAGGGCGUGUCUACGUGGCUGGGGGUUUCGAAGGAAGACGCUACCAUGACUCCGCUGAGUACUAUGAGCCGGAUACAAAUCAGUGGACGCUAGUCAGCCGGAUGCACUCUCCUCGUGGUGGUAUCUCAUUGGCUCAACAAGGAGGGUACCUGUACGCCAUUGGCGGUAACGAUGGAAACAGUCGUCUCCGUACCAUCGAGCGCUAUGACAUGGUAGAAGGGAAGUGGGAAUUGGUAGGUCAGAUGGACCGUCGGAAAAGCAACUUGUCUUCCACUGUAGUCAAUGAUGAUAUUUACAUCCUGGGUGGUUGGUCCGAUGAGCAAGAGCCAGGCAUUUUGGACUUGGUUGAACGAUUCGACACUAUCACUCGCCAAUGUCACACAGUUCGACCUCUCACGUUUCCGGCGAGUGCGACGUGCGCAUGCACUCUGAAGGACCGCAAUCUGGUAAAGAAAUAUCUCAGGCCACUGGCAACGUCAAGCUCACAGACCCAGGCUCCGCCAUUUGGCAUGUUCAGCUCACAAAGCACACUGCAGGAGGCUACUUCCAACGCAAAUCAUUCGAUUGCUUCCGAGUCUCCAACACAUGACAGCACAUACGUGACUGCAUCGCUCACUGGACAACGGAAUACGAAUAAUCAAAUCAAUAUCAACGACUACUCACGGUGGAGCACAACAAGUACCCUGACCACUGCUGUCGCAUGUGUGUCCAAUAAUAAUUUCAUCGGGCCUAGCGUAAGUACUACGUCACCCACCAGCAUUAGUCAAGUCGUGCUACCUCCCGCCAAGCGCAUGGCACAAGAUGAGGAUUUUUCCGACUACAGCAGUUCUGAACAGAACACGCUUAUUGAGGAGGACGAUGUGGUUUGCUUCACUGAUUCCGGUGUUGAGUGCGAUGGUGUACACAAUAGAACUGGCCCAACAACAAUAACAAAGUCUCAUCAAUGCAGAAACAAAACUACUCGACGAACGCGGUCCUCUCUUUUUCCCUCUGCAAAACGAGGCACCGGUACAGCAGGAGGUCGUCGAGGAGGUAUAGUGGAUUAAAAUAAUCGGCCUCUCUGUUGAUGCCCAAUCCUGGUGCUUGUAAACAUUGUCCAUGCGAAUUUUGGAGUCUCCCUUGAACAUUAUACUCCACAUGUCCUUCUUAGCCAACCAUGGUGUCCACAGAUCAUUCAUAAAUUGGCCACAGGUGCAUACCUCUGAAACGAUCGGUCCUUGCACUAUGUAAUGAGCUGGUGUAUCCUCAUCUCUAAUUAAUAAUUUAACGGAAGAAGCAUUUACAACUUGUCAGCCUCUGAAUUCAAUUUUAUUGCUUAAGUAGUUAUCUUUCAUUUUUACACUUCUGUAUUAUCAUUUGAGACCGUUUUGAUUUACUUGUCCAACCUAGCAUCGAAACAGGAAUUCGGUCUCCGAUCUGUAAUUUACAUCCCUUUACCAAUAAUUUUUGCCUGCUUUCAGUGAUUUGCAACGCCCAUAUCGCCACCUUCAUGUAAAGGGAUCUUAUCCAAGCCACUCCCCUCCCAAAUAUUUCAAUGUACUACCAAUGGAGAUGUGAGUUCACGAAGCGAGGCUGAUUUUGGCGCGUGUGCGACUAAACAUUUGUUUUCAUUUUACUUACUAGAUUUUUCAAUUUGGCUGAUGUGGUGAUCGAAGGAGGAUAUAUUCUCUCACGUAUAAAUAUAAUGAGAAGCAUCAGUUCUUC
Dicrocoelium dendriticum is the source of this 3400-nucleotide messenger RNA. NCBI's taxonomy places the organism in Eukaryota, Metazoa, Platyhelminthes, Trematoda, Plagiorchiida, Dicrocoeliidae. The record is from the annotation of a GenBank genome assembly.